Molecule: messenger RNA, 1945 nt
Organism: Boleophthalmus pectinirostris (great blue-spotted mudskipper)
Lineage: Eukaryota; Metazoa; Chordata; Actinopteri; Gobiiformes; Gobiidae
Product: xylosyl- and glucuronyltransferase LARGE1-like
Exons: 9
Coding region: 1-1902 (633 amino acids)
Biological process (GO): protein O-linked glycosylation via mannose
Molecular function (GO): xylosyltransferase activity; glucuronosyltransferase activity
Source: RefSeq, a predicted model, not a curated record
AUGACAAUCACCUUCCCAAAAGAGUUCAUUGGUGCGGACAUGGACGUAUGUACCUUGGCGCUGGUGGUCCCAGAUGUCAAACCAGGAUUCUAUUCCCCAGUCCUGAUUGGGAUGACCACCCUGGAGCCUUUAUAUGAACAGCGCCUGGAGAGUGAAUGUGCCAGCUACAAACCAUCUCAGCACGGCUAUCGAGCAGUCAUCCUAUCACACUCCAUUCCCAAUAAUACACAACCAAAAGAAGUCAAGUUAGAGUUUGACUUUGGAGAGUCUCCAAUCCCUCCAGAGUGGAAAGCCAGAAUUAUCUCCAAGCUUGAACAGAUCCCUGAAGUUUUCUCCCACCAUGACCUGGAUUUUGGACGCACCGACUGUGUCAGACACCACAUCCGCCUCCAUGACGAGACUCCCUUCAAACACAGAGCUCGUCCCGUCCACCCUCGCAACAUCGAGGCAGUCCGUGACCAUCUGUGGGACCUGUUGGAGGCAGGAGUGAUACGAGAGUCAAAGUCCCCGUUUUCAUCAUCAGUCGUGGUAGUUCGAAAAAAGAACGGAGACAUGAGGCUGUGUAUCAACUACCGGAAGCUCAACCUCCACACCAUCAAGGAUGCUUACGAACUCCCAAAUCUGGAAGAGUCGUUCUCAGCUCUCACUGGUUCACGUUGGUUCAGCGUCCUCGAUCUGAAAUCAGGAUACUACCAAAUCGAAAUGGCAGAGGCUGACAAACCGAAGACUGCAUCCUUCUCCUCCUCCUCUGACCUGCAGGUGAUCCACUGGAACUCUCCAAAGAAACUGCGCGUGAAGAACAAACACGUGGAGUUCUUCAGGAACCUGUACCUGACCUUUCUGGAAUACGAUGGAAACCUGCUGCGGAGGGAACUGUUCGGCUGCCCCAGCGAGCCGGACCUCAACACGGAACGGCUCCAGAAGACCCUCUCGGAGCUGGACGAGGACGACCCGUGUUACGAGUUCAGACGUGAGCGGUUCACGGUUCACCGGACUCACCUGUACUUCCUGCACUACGACUACACGCCCCCGAGCGACGGAACCGACGUGACGCUGGUCGCUCAGCUCUCCAUGGACCGGCUGCAGAUGCUGGAGGCGAUCUGUAAGCACUGGGAGGGUCCGGUGAGCCUGGCGCUGUACCUGUCGGACGCCGAGGCGCAGCAGUUCCUCCGUUACGCUCAGGGCUCCGAGGUCCUGAUGAGCCGCGCUAACGUGGGGUACCACAUCGUCUACAAGGAGGGACAGUUCUACCCCGUGAACCUCCUGAGGAACGUCGCCAUGAGACACGUCCACACGCCCUACGUGUUCCUCAGCGACAUCGACUUCCUGCCCAUGUACGGCCUCUACGAGUCGCUCAGACGUUCCGUGGUGCAGUUGGACGUGUCUCACUCUAAAAAGGCUCUGGUGGUUCCUGCGUUUGAGACGCUCAGAUACAGAUUGUCCUUCCCCAAGUCCAAGGCCGAGCUCCUGUCCCAGCUGGACAUGGGGACACUCUUCACCUUCAGGUAUCAUGUGUGGACCAAAGGCCACGCCCCCACAAACUUCGCCAAGUGGCGGACGUCGACGACGCCGUACCGCGUCCAGUGGGAGCCCGACUUCGAGCCGUACGUGAUGGUCUCCAGCUCCAGCCCCGAGUACGACGACCGGCGCUUUGUGGGCUUCGGCUGGAACAAGGUCUCCCACAUCAUGGAGCUGGACGCGCAGGAGUACGAGUUCGUGGUUCUUCCAAACGCCUUCAUGAUCCACAUGCCUCACGCUCCGAGUUUCGACAUCACCAAGUUCCGCUCGAACAAACUUUACCGCUCGUGUUUACAGACGCUGAAGGAGGAGUUCCAGCAGAACAUGUCGCGCCGCUUUGGAUUCGCCGCACUCAAGUACAUGACGGCGGACAACAACAGUUAACGAUGCCGCGAUCGAGGACAUGACGGCGGACGACGACAGUUAA